AGUAGGCUCCUAAAUGAAUCAUUCCAGAAAUUGCCGCUGAAACUAGAAGAGAGCGAAUACUGACUAAUCUGAUACUUAUGGAGACUGCUCGUGGAGUCUUAAAUACCUUCAAAGGACAUAAUCAUCUACUUUGAGCACAAAGUCCCACAUAAAACGUGUCUCUGGAACAACCAUUGCUGUGCUGAAGGCUGCUAAUCUUUAAGCACUGGAACCUACAGAAUCUUGGCCUCACGUCCAAUGUGAGCAAGUUGGAGUUGCACGGGUCAUUGCGUGCUGCAGCCAAACUUUUAUUACAAUUCCAGUCGCAACGUUUUAAUGCGCUGUGUCUCGACAGGGAUACGGUUCUGACGAUGCGAUUAAUCAGAAAUCGAGAGGAAUCGCUGGAGUGUCUUCAGAAUAAUUUCAGGGGUACACGGUCCGAAUAAGCCAAGCAGAUCGUCCUCGUUCCAGUUGGGAACGUUGGAGCGUCGCGCCAAAGGACAUUCUCCGAUUUGAAAUAAGCUAUCUAAAUUUGAAAUUUUCGGGUUGCACGAGGAAGUACGUCCACGCGAGCUGCACCGGGGGGUUCAACGUCAACUGGCGUCACCGCCAACGAAUUGCAGUAGACUAGACGGAACUGACCGAAUCCAUUAAUUGCGGUGUAGUGAUAUCAUCAUCCAGUCAACUGUCAUCUCUCAAUCAUCACCUUCCUUUGCCGCUCACAAGUUUCAAAUUGCUUCUAUGCUCUCAUCUGCAUGGUUAUUUUCAAUUUUGCAUGGUCCGUUUUGCAGCGGGAGGAGUUGCAACGGUUGUCUUCGUCGUCGUGGAUGCUAUUUGCAGCUUGUGAAGGAGUGGGAGGGCAUUAAUUUUUUUAUUUUAGGAGAAGGUGGCUUGGUAUGGUGGUGUUGACUCAGUGGUUGUACAUUAGUAUUAGUAGUUGAAGUUGUUGGACUUGAGCUCAAUGCGGUUGUUGUUUGAAGUUCAAUUGUUGAGGUCGCCGUUAAACGCUACUUCUUGUGUAGUGUUUACAUUGUGAAUUUCGUCGCGGGAGGGUUAGGAGAUGAGAGAUUUGCAUUAGAUCAAUGUGAAACGAGGCACUCAAUUGUGAAGUACAAGGAAUCUGCUACAAGUUUGUGUGACGUCGCAAGGAUAAAUUGCGCGUCGGGAGUGGCUGGAAUGUGCUUGCGGGAUAUUGAUGUUCGGAGAAUGAGCAGGAACAGCCGUCGCAACUGCGGAUAGUUGAAACACUUACUUGAUUGUUAGUCUGGUCGUAGGCAAACAUCUAGCUCGCAAUUCUUCCCGUACUUUCUCGUUAUCAAAGGGUCAGUGACGAGGCAGUUCAUGAGUAAACUGCCUUUGUGACGGUUUAGAGAAUUCCUUGAGUUGCACACUUGAGGCUGUCCAUGGACUUGGUUAUGGUCUGGACGGUAUGCCACAGCUGUAGCCAACGACUUGGUUCAAGAGGUCUGAUUAACUCGAUGAAAGUCUGCCACAGAUUUGGAGUGUGUUAGAUUUUUUCAAAUUCAGUAGUGAAGCUGGAGCAUACUUUAAGCAAGAUGAAGCACAGUCCUAACGCUGAACAGUUGCGAGGUGCAGAAGUAGUAAAGGGUAGGUUGAACCGUACUUCGAGGUCAUUACAAGCAGCUAAUAUGAUCAUUGCUCGAAACCCGAAUCCGAUGGGACUUUCAGAUAUGUUGGAUAGUACAUCUGACAAUCUCAAUGGUCAAAACGGGAACUCGAGUGGGCUGCUUGGGAACAAUGUGAAGCAGGGCAAUGAAACUACGAGAGAAUUCAAACUCGCGGAGUGCCUCAAGGAGCUCGCAUCAUUUCAGAGGUCUGUCUUAGAAGACCCUCAAGAAGAUUAUCCUAUGCAGCCCAAAGAUCUCAAUACUCUGUUUUCGGCAGGGAUAAUCCAGUCAAAACGAGUGGAAAAUGCCGAUGCACUGUCUGCUGAAGCCAAGGGCACUGUUUCUGAGGAUCUUGGUAAAGCAGGAUGCAACGUUGGUGCAGUGAAAAGCACAAGACGACGUGAAGUGAAAGCCAUACAACAGAAGCCGUGGUCGUUCUCCACAAAAACUUCCGUGCGGCAAUUGAAGGGGGAUGCCGGUGUUGGCAAGAUUGAAAGGCUUAUCCGUAUGAGCAAAAAGUCACCUGUGGUGGGCGCAAAGUCCAGACAAUAUGUCAUACAUUCGAAUCCACUUGCGACUGGCCGGAGGUUGUCCACAGCGUCUUCAAAGAGGAGAGACUCACUUGAACUGUCACCUACGAAGUGCAAGCGUAUGAGUAACUCUCCGACACUCAAACCGAAGUCGGCUGAGAAAAAGAAAUAUGGCUUUGGUAUCCAGGCGGCAAACGCGGGUAACAGGAAGACCUGUUCAAAUAAGGAACAAAUGCCAACCCUUAAAGGGGGAAAGGCUGAAAAUAAGGCAUUAAAGCACACGGACAGGCAAAAGGUGAUUCUCAAGAGAGUGAUGAGUAGUCCAGUGAAUGGGAAGAAGAAGGUUCUUAGAGAGACGGCUAGUGGCCUCAUGUCAAGCGUUGAUCUUUCUGCCGCAGCCCGCAGAGCACGUCGUUUGUCCCAAGUUCUUAGAAGCGAGCACGAAUUAAAGCACCACAACCAGCAGUACGCAAAAGAGGCACAACAACUGCGGCAGCAAUUGGCCAUAAAGGAAGAUGAGGCUGAUAGGGCUCAAUCAGCGAGCAUGUUGUUAAGGCAAAUAUGUGCAAACCAGGCUGCAGAGCUGAAGUCUUACAAGGAAGCGGUUCCAAUUCUUAUGAAGGAAUUGUCUGAAGUUCGAGAGAAGUACUUCAAGCAAGAGGACGAUUUGCAGUUCGAGCUCAACGCUAAACUUGGCUUUCAGACAGAGGUCUCCAAUCUGCGGGAUUGUGUUGAGUCUCUUACAAAUGACAUCCAACAGACAAGAACAGUAAACACUGCCCUGGCGAAACGUGUCCAUCAGUAUGAGAAAUCCGUGUGCACCAGUUGUCGACUUUACAUUAAUCAAAAGCCGAUGAAGAAGGAGAUGUCCCCCAUGCCUAGUAAGACGAAGGCUGGUCAUCCUUUAAAAACACCUAUAAGACUACGCUCAGAUUCUAACCUUGGGAGAUGGAAUAGUCCAAGGGCUGCUUUGACGUCAAUGAAGGAGAUGGAGAAUUCUUGGCAACUGGAAAACCAGAAACUACCUUUUAAAAGCACAGGAGACGUCAAUCAGAAUCCGCUGAAAGAUCUGGAGCAGCACGAUUUCGCUCUUCAGGCAAGGUGUGAGAAUGUAUCACAAGGAUUGUCAAAUUCAGAUUGCCCUCCGGUUGAUGCACUGAAGAACAGAAUCAGUAGUCUCUUGUUCACUGCUUCUCAAGCUUUAGAAAAUCAACACCGAGCCAUGUAAAGUGCUGUACAAUACUACAUAUCUAUGAUCGGUUUAUUUACAUCAAAACCCCCACUCAGUCUUCACUUCGAAGAAUCAUCUUGAACUUGGUUUAGCUGCUUUGAACUUACUUGCCUAUACCCCGUCCGUGGCAUAGAUCUGAUGCGAAUGUCGUGCACAUUUGAUCAAAACCUGUAGUUGACUCGAGUAGUGAGGACGUAAAUCUUCAUAGCACAUGUGAAUUUCCAGUGGGAUGUCGAGAUCAGUGCGACGAAACAUCCUGUUGUAAUUGUUGAAUGGAUUAAUUACAAGUGUCUGGAAUAUUCUAGAUCAAAUUACAUCCUGAGAUUAUGAUGCUUUUCACUAGGAGGAGCUAAUCAAGUGGGAUCCAGGUUGUGGUGCUCGGUUUGGAUGAUAAUCAAAUUUGCAUUCCUCUUCUUAA
Messenger RNA from Physcomitrium patens, 3786 nucleotides. RefSeq lists its product as uncharacterized. Lineage: Eukaryota; Viridiplantae; Streptophyta; Bryopsida; Funariales; Funariaceae. The record is from RefSeq and is a predicted model, not a curated record.